This is a messenger RNA of Aspergillus caelatus, 1653 nucleotides long. RefSeq lists its product as uncharacterized. NCBI's taxonomy places the organism in Eukaryota, Fungi, Ascomycota, Eurotiomycetes, Eurotiales, Aspergillaceae. The transcript has 2 exons. Gene Ontology annotation, molecular function: glycosyltransferase activity. Bases 94 to 1527 code for a protein of 477 amino acids. The record is from RefSeq and is a predicted model, not a curated record. Gene Ontology annotation, cellular component: membrane.
UGGAUGGAGGCUAUGCCGAUCAUUUUUGGUCUUGAUUCUAAACCUUGUCUUAUCGUUUUUAAUAUAUAAUUCCUCGACACUCCACCAUAGCUAAUGGCGCGGAAGAUGAUGUCUCGCAAAACCACGCAUCUCCUGGUAUUUAUUCUGCUAGUGGUGAUUGUGGCCUCGGUGCUCAAGAUCAGUGUGCCUGAUACUUCCCUAGACCCGACGACGUUCUACCACCAUGCCACCAGCCAAGACAGGAACGAGCCGGACUAUUGGGAAUGGGAAACCACCACACGUUUCGCUCCUCUGAAGAAUCAGUUCACUGCUAGUCACGGCGCUGAUGACGACCACCUUUGCGACUCUUUCCCCACCUAUGUAUUGACACGUAUCCAAGUUGUGCUAAAGAUCGGGGCGUCCGAGCCCGCCGAUCGCGUUGACGCUCAGAUCUCGACCGUCACCCGUUGUAUUCCGAACCUCCUCAUCGUCUCCGAUCGCGAAAGCGAACUACAUGGUCAUCGCGUGCACGACAUCCUUGCGACGCUUCCCGAAUCGUUUCGCCUCAAUGUGACGGACCUCGAACCCUACGAAGCCUUGCGGCAGGGCAAUGAGAAAGCGGUGGGGAGCGACGAGGGCUGGCACCUGGAUCGCUUCAAGUUCUUGCCCAUGGUCGAACGCGCGCAUGAGGUGAACCCGACCGCGCAAUGGUAUAUUUUCCUAGAAUCCGAUACCUACUAUGUGUGGGACAAUCUCUUCCGUCUUCUCGAUCAGUACGAUCCGUCGGAGCCGUUAUAUUUUGGGUCCCCAUCACCCGGACGGGAAAUCGCUCAGGGCAAACCGAUGUAUUUUGCGUACGGUGGCGCGGGAUUUGUUCUUUCAGCGGGCGCGAUGAAGAAAAUGGUGCAUAAACACCACGGCUCAAUGGGUGAAUACGUUCAGCCAUCUUUGAGCUUACAGUUUGAGGAUAUAGUGAAGGGCGACUGCUGUGGGGAUUCUGUGCUCGGUUGGGCGUUGUAUCAGAAAGGCGUCAAGUUGUCGGGGCUAUGGCCCAUGUUUAAUCCACAUCCGCUGCAUAGCAUUCCAUUUGACAAUGCGUAUUGGUGCCAGCCGGUAAUUAGCAUGCAUAAAACUAUGCUGUCGGAUAUGAAGGGCUUGAUCGAAUGGGAAAACCGACGCGAUCGCAAGAAACCUUUACUAUACGCGGAUUUGUUUGAGUACACGCGUAUGGGGACCUUCGAAAGCAAAGCAGACUGGGACAACGGCGACUGGGGUGGUUUCAGAGAGCCCGACGAGUCGCCAGCACACGUCUCGAUGGAAGCCUGUCGGAGAGCAUGCCACGAGCAUGCUGAAUGUCUAUCGUACACCUACGACCAUUCCGGCCAUUGUAUCUUUGUGCGGACAAUGCGAUUGGGUCAUACUAAGCCGCCCACGCAAGAGGUGCGACUCUCCGCUGGCUGGGAUGUGGAGAAAAUGCAAAAUUGGCGAGCGUCGCAUCGAUGCGAGAAGCCCAUGUGGGUGAAGCCGAGCAUUACGCGCAUCUUUUAGAGCAUUGUACAUUAUUAUUCUGUGUCAGGCGUCUGGGUAUUUUGGGUUUAUAUGCAUUUCAUGAUGUUGUCAUUCAAUACCUAGCUGUUACGAUAUAUAGAUGAAUUGUUGUCAUUUACACAAAAU